Molecule: messenger RNA, 1663 nt
Organism: Kickxella alabastrina
Lineage: Eukaryota; Fungi; Kickxellomycota; Kickxellomycetes; Kickxellales; Kickxellaceae
Product: WD40-repeat-containing domain protein
Exons: 5
Coding region: 113-1558 (481 amino acids)
Biological process (GO): mRNA splicing, via spliceosome
Cellular component (GO): U4/U6 x U5 tri-snRNP complex
Molecular function (GO): U6 snRNA binding; U4 snRNA binding; protein binding
Source: RefSeq, a predicted model, not a curated record
CGCACACCCUUCAGCCAACUUGCACUCAAGAAGAAACUCUCAUUCCAACUUUUAUAUUUAAAAUUUUUUUAUCCAGGGGCAUUUCCUAAUAGUUUUUUUUGACCACCAAGCCAUGAGCAACGCCCAGUCAGAACAAGAAACCAUAGCCUAUGCCAAACGCAAGCGCCAGGAAGAGCGCGACCAUCAGCCCGCCGCCAACGCUCAACCCACGCACACAGUUUUCCCAGACCAUCAACCUCGAUCUGAUCAAGAAACCCUCGACCACACGCAAGAAAAAGACCUAACAUCCGAUACCCUAGAGACUCGGCGCCGUGCCAUGGCCGAGUUUGACCCACGCAAUAUUGCCGUGCCCACUUCUGACUCUGCUGUUCGCGCGGAUCUGCGCAAGCAUGGAGAGCCCAUAUGCCUGUUUGGCGAGGAUGCUGCUGAUCGGCGUAAUCGCCUAAGAUACGUGCUCUCGAAGAUUACCGACAGGAAAGAAAUGCAGCAGCAAAUGGACGUGGACGAGGACGACGAUUCGGCCGGCGAUAGUGAGGAGGACGGUGAGUUUUACACGGAAGGGUCAGAGGAACUGAAGGCUGCGAGAAUGGAGGUUGCCGUGAAGUCGUUGGACCGGGCGCGCGACCGGCUGGAACGCCAAAGGGCGCAGGCUGCGGAGGAUCUGGCGGUAGUUAAGCAGCGGCGUCUGGCACUGAUCCAGAGGCUAUCGACGUUUGCGCUUUGCGGGUCGCAGGUGGGCGAUGCGCGGCCGGUCAGCCGCGCAAUUUUUGCCCACGACGCCCACCACCUGCUAACGGCAUCCUGGUCGGGCAGCAUUAAGCUAUGGGAUGUGCCGGGAUGUCAGGUCCAGCGCACUUAUCGGCGGUGGCACGCUGGGUUUGCUAGCGGGUGCGCUGAUGGGCUUGUGCUGUUGUGGGACGUGGAGAGGGAGCUGCCGGUUGGCAGGCUGGAGGGACACCAGGGCCGGGUGGUGCAUGUGGACCACCAUGCGGAUGGCAGACUGCUGGGCAGCGCUAGCUACGAUGGGUCCUGGCGGCUGUGGGAUCUGGAGACCCAGAAGGAGCUGCUGCUGCAGGAAGGCCAUGCGCGAGAGGUCUUUGCCCUACGGUUUCAGCCAGACACCGCUGCGCUGGUGGCAACUGCUGGCUUGGACGGCAUUGGCCGUGUCUGGGACCUGCGCUCCGGCCGCUCGAUCAUGGUGCUGGAAGGCCAUGCGCGCGAAAUCUACGGCCUAGACUGGUCCCCCAAUGCCUUCCAGGUGGCCACCGGCGCCGCCGACAACACUGUGCGGAUCCAUGAUUUGCGCAAAAUGGCUUGUGUUUAUCAGAUUCCCGCGCACAAAUCAAUGGUCACGGAUUUGCGCUUUUCCCACUCCAUUGCUGGUGCUGAAGGUGGCCACUUUUUGGUGUCGGCUUCGAACGAUGGUUUGGUUAACGUAUGGAGUACGGGCGAUUGGAAACUGCAAAAGUCCCUGCCUGGACAUGUUGGCAAAGUGCUGGGCGUCGAUGUUGCCCCGGAUAGUAGCUGCAUUCUGUGGGGCCCCGAUGAUUUUCUGUGAGAUUUAAUUUUUUUUGAUAAUCCAACCCUAAUCCACGCAGCGCCUUGUUUUUUGUUUUUUUUUGUUUUGUGCGUGUGUAAAACAACUUGAAAAAUGUAUUCGACA